AUGGAAAUUAGAAGAUAUAACAAUGAAGAAGCUUCAUCAUCAUCAUUUAUAACAGAUCGAAAACGACGAAGUGAACGAUUUUGUCUACCACCUAAAAUGAUAUCAAAUAAUAAAAGUUCAAAUACAUCAGUUAAUGUCGCCGAUUGGAAUGGAUCAAAAUUUGUUUUCGAAUGGCAAAUGAGAUGUCAAAAUCUUGAAACACUUUCAUUUGGAGAUAUUAUGCAUGAAGCUCUUGAAGGAAUUUAUAUCGAAGGAAAAAAGAUUGGUCAAGAACAUGAAGCUCAAUGGAUUAUUGAUCAUUAUGUACCAAUUACAAAGCAAUCAAAUAAAAAGAUUUUUCAAGCAUGUGUUCGUCUAUAUACAGCAGAAAGUUUUGUAUAUCGUCUUAUUAAUACGGCUUUACGUGAUAAUGAUUGA
Molecule: messenger RNA, 417 nt
Organism: Adineta steineri
Lineage: Eukaryota; Metazoa; Rotifera; Eurotatoria; Adinetida; Adinetidae
Source: the annotation of a GenBank genome assembly